Messenger RNA from Closterium sp. Naga37s-1, 636 nucleotides. Lineage: Eukaryota; Viridiplantae; Streptophyta; Zygnematophyceae; Desmidiales; Closteriaceae. The record is from the annotation of a GenBank genome assembly.
AUGCCCCCAACGUUUUUCUCCUUCACCUUUCCCCUCCCUUUUCUCCUUCCCCUUCUCCUCCCCCUUCGCCCUCACGUUUCCCCUCUCGUGUCCCGUCCUCCGUCCCCCUCAUUUUUCCUCCGCUCCCCCCUCCCUCCCCUUUCCCCUCUCCCUCCCCUUUUCCCUCUCCCUACUCCCUCUCCUUUCCCCCACCCAUUUUCCCUCCGCUUUCCCCUCCCCAAUCUUCCUCCCCGUUCCCCUUUCUCCCUUCCCUUUCCCAACAAGAUGCAGAAGAGUGUGGUGGUGGCGGUGGAUCGGUUCAAGGCGCACAGCAAGUACCCCAAGGUGGUGCAUUCCACCAAGAAGUUCAUGGCGCAUGAUGAGAGCAACGAAUGCGCCAUGGGCGACCAGGUGCGCAUCGAGUCGUCACGGCCACUGAGCAAGCGCAAGCACUGGGUGGUCACAGAGGUGCUUCGCAAGGCAAGAAUAUUCAAUAUUGAGGACACCAAGAGACCAGCCGUGGCUGCUGCUGCUGCUGAUGUUGGUGCUGCUGGUGCUGCUGGUGCUGCUGCUGGUGAUGGUGCUACCGCUGCUGCCAUUCGUGCUGCCAUGGCUGCUCAAACUGGGGCAACCCCUAUUUCUUCCAAUGUGCCAUGA